CUCGCUUAUGUAUAUACGGCCGGCCAGAGUACGACACUCCCAGUCUCUUGCAUCCAAGUCACCAUGUUCCGCGCUGCCCUCACAAAAACCGUUCUCAACGCCGCCCCCCGCGCCAGCCGAGUAGCUGUACGCCCAGCACUCGCUCGCGGCUAUCACGAGAAAGUCAUCUCCCACUACGAGCAGCCCAGAAAUGUCGGCUCGCUCCCUAAGAACGAUUUUGAUGUCGGUACUGGCCUCGUCGGUGCACCUGCCUGCGGCGAUGUUAUGAAGCUGCAGAUCCGGGUCGAUGAGAACGGCGUCAUCUCCGACGUCAAGUUCAAGACCUUCGGCUGCGGCUCUGCCAUCGCGUCGAGCUCGUAUAUGACUGAGCGGGUGAAGGGGCUGUCGCUGGAGGAGGCUGAAAAGAUCAAGAACACGGAGAUUGCGAAGGAGUUGUGCUUGCCCCCGGUGAAGCUGCACUGUUCCAUGCUCGCGGAGGACGCCAUCCGGUCUGCUAUCAAGGACUACAGGUCGAAGCGUGCCACGGCUAAGAACCCCAAGCAGGCAGGCUUCAUCGACGUUUCGCAGAGCGCGGCAACCGGGGAGACCGUCGCGACUGCCCACGCACCGUCAGCAUAAGCUGUCACGAUCCUCACCAUCCGCCACGACCCGUAGUACUUUCCGCUUGCUUUCGACUUAUGUAUCGCGCGUGUAUGAUUAGUCGCUCAUUAGGAUCCUAGCGUAUUGUGCAAUCGUAGUGCAUUGGAGUGAACAUAUA
Rhodofomes roseus is the source of this 757-nucleotide messenger RNA. RefSeq names its product FeS cluster assembly scaffold IscU. The record is from RefSeq and is a predicted model, not a curated record. Gene Ontology annotation, molecular function: ferrous iron binding; 2 iron, 2 sulfur cluster binding. Gene Ontology annotation, cellular component: mitochondrial matrix; cytoplasm. NCBI's taxonomy places the organism in Eukaryota, Fungi, Basidiomycota, Agaricomycetes, Polyporales, Fomitopsidaceae. Gene Ontology annotation, biological process: intracellular iron ion homeostasis; iron-sulfur cluster assembly. The transcript is spliced from 4 exons. Bases 64 to 618 code for a protein of 184 amino acids.